CUGACCGUGGUGGGCACCGAUUCGGAACAUGCUUCCAGAGCGGGAGCCCAGCGACGCCAGGCCUUCGACCGCGUGGAAGGUAGGUUGGGAAACGCCAUCCACGAAGCCGAUGUUAUCGUACUGGCCACGCCGGUCCUCGCCAUGCGCGAACUUAUGGAAGGCAUGGCGCCCUACCUGCCGGAAGGCUGCGUCGUUACCGAUGUCGGCAGCACCAAAACCCAGGUGCUCAAGUGGGCAGACGAGCUGUUGCCGGAUUCUGUGGACUUCGUCGGCGGGCAUCCCAUGGCCGGCCGGGAAACUCCCGGCCCUGAAAACGCCGAUGCCACGCUCUUCGCGGGUAAACCAUACUGCCUGAUCCCCAGCUCAAAGGCCAGUCAGCGCGCCGUGGGAGAAAUCACCACGCUGGCGGAGGCGGUGGGUGCAGAACCCUACUUCAUUGGCCUGGACGAGCACGAUAGCUUCGUGGCUGCGGUAAGCCACCUUCCCUUCCUGGUGUCCACGGCGCUGGUGGGCUGCACCAGCAAAUCGGCCAACUGGUCCGACAUUGGGCAGCUGGCGUCGUCCGGUUACCGCGACAUCACCCGGCUGGCGUCCGGCGACUCAACCAUGCACCGGGACAUUUGUGUCAGCAACGCCGAACCCAUUGUUGCCUGGAUCGAUGCCUUCAUUCGUGAACUAUACGAGUAUCGCAAACUACUGGACUCCGGGAGCGAACCCCCGGAUAUAGAUGCGGUGAUGACACUGUUUGAGGACGCCAGGGUUGCCCGCGCCAAGUUGAUAGCCGGUGAUGUCAAUCCACGCUCGCGGGAAAUCGAUAGCGCCCCCGACUACCCCACGUUCACCAGUUCAAUGGGUCAGAUGUUCCUUGGGGGAUUGGCCAACCGCGCCCGACGACUCAUGAUGCUGGAAAAGGACGACGACUCCAACCGCACCCGCCGGCGAGACGAAAAGCCGUAA
Geodia barretti is the source of this 957-nucleotide messenger RNA. The record is from the annotation of a GenBank genome assembly. Lineage: Eukaryota; Metazoa; Porifera; Demospongiae; Tetractinellida; Geodiidae.